CGGAGAGGAACCUACUAAAAGUAUAAGAAAAAGGGUUUUUUUCUUGCAUACACUACAGAAAUUAAGGAGGCUUUAUGAGUUUUGUGUGUUCUUGGGAGGAACCGCGGCAGGUAUUAUAUGUCAAAGCCAUUCGGAUUGAGGAUAAUGCGUACCAAAAUCUGAUUAUUUUUUUUUCCUUCUUCUUGUUCUUCCAUUCUUUCCAUGUUAUUGUCCCGACGCCUGCUGGUUUGGGUAUUUUUCAUAUAUGUUAUCGUCCUUGUUUGCCCAAGUACUACGGCUGCAGUAGCAGGCAAAAAAGUGCCGUCGUUUGCUGCUACGCCCCCCAUGGGCUGGAAUACAUGGAACAAGUAUGGAUGUGGUAUCGACGACAAACUCAUCAAACAAACAGCCGACUCUAUGGUUUUCGAAGGCUAUUUGGCAGCAGGAUACAGGUACCUCAAUCUCGACGAUUGUUGGCAAUCGAACAACAGAACUGCCAACGGCACGAUCAUUGUGGAUCCUGUGGCAUUCCCUCAAGGACUUAAACCCGUGGCGGACUAUAUUCAUGCCAAAGGAUUGAAGUUUGGUAUCUACAGCAGUGCAGGCCGCAAAACGUGUGCUGGACGAAUGGCUUCGUUUGAUUAUGAAAAGAACGAUGCUGCCAGCUAUAAGGAAUGGGGUGUCGAUUAUCUCAAAUACGAUAAUUGCAACUAUGACGAAGGUGUUCCUGCACUAUUGAGGUUUCGUCAUAUGCGCGACGCCUUGGUGCAGACAGGAGUAGCAGGUCGCGACAUUUUCUUCUCGGUCUGCACAUGGGGCGUCGAAAAUACGUGGGAAUGGGCGCCUGAUGUUGGCCAUAGUUUCCGCACCCACGACGAUAUCUACAAUGGAUGGCAAUCAAUCGUCGAUAUCCUUCAAGUGCAUUCGCAAGUGGUGCACUUGGGUGGUCCCGGCCAUUGGGCUGAUCCAGACAUGCUGGAGAUCGGGAAUGGCAUACUCUCUGUUGACGAAUCCAGAACGCAUUUUUCGCUUUGGGCGGCGAUGAAGGCGCCACUGAUAUUAGGAAACAGCCUGACGAACGUCCGCAAGGAGCUCUUUGAUAUAGUGACGAACAAGCAAGUCAUUGCUGUGAAUCAAGACCCUUUAGGAAAACCAGCCGUUCGAGUUAUUCACGUAGCAAAUGACUAUGAUGUCUGGGCCGGCCCAUUGAUAAACAACAGCUUAGCCGUAGUCAUUGUCAACUACAAACCUUACGCCCAAAAUUUGACUGUAGACGUUUCCUCGGUGCUGGGAUACAGUGGCGGAUAUGCACGCGAACUGUGGACACAAGAAGAGAUUAAUUUAAACAAAUCGAGUACUCUUGCACAAACGCUCAGACCACAUGCGUGUGCAAUGUAUAAACUUACACACGGACAUCAGUCGCACAACCUGACAGCUCCAGCAACACCAGCCAUUACUACUUCACUUGCCGAAACCAAAGAGCAAGAUGAUCCGUCUUCUUCUUCUUCCAACACCACAACACGAUCAGUAUCGACGACUGUGCGAUACGAGGCAGAAGGACUAGAAAAUGCUGUACAAGGAUUAGCACGGAGAAAAGGGUGUGCCUUAUGCUCAGGAGGAGCGUACGUGAUGGCUAUUGGCAAUGUGAACCGACCCCAGACGGGCACGCUUAUAUAUCGCAACAUUACUACGACGCCAGGAACAUACACGAUGCGGAUUCGAUACUUGGAUUGUUUCAGCUGGAGCACAUGCGGCGACUUUUUCACACGACGAUGGAACUUACGGAUACGCGUGAAUAACGGUGACCCGUUUUGGAUGUCUCUCAAAUCCAAACGAAAUCCAACCGCUUCUGGCGAAUACUCGAUUGGCGUCACUUUGCACGACGUGAACGAAAUCGUGUUUGAUGAUCCGAAUGGAUAUGGACCCAGUAUUGACUAUAUUGAGCUCACGCCGCGUAGUGGUAACAACAAGGGUGAUGAUUUUAAUACAGCAGCAGCAGCAGCAGCAGCAACAGAACAGCAACAAGAAUCUCUAACUGACAAUGUCUUUGGCUUGUCAUUCUGGGAAUCUGGUGAUCCUUUGGCAACGACAAGACUGACGCGCGUUCUCGCCGAUUUCUUUUGGGAACUCUUGUUCAUUGUUGUGUGUUGUGGCUUGAUCUUGCGGACAACAUUAUUAUUAUACAAGCACAGACAUCGGCUGUGGUAUUAUAAGAAGAUUUAACCGUAUAUCAGGACAGUAUGUCCUCCCUUCCUCCUCGAUCUCUCUAGACUUUGUUUUGUUUUAUCCGUUUCUCCUCUCUAUUGUCAUCUCUACCUGUAACAUAUGCAAAGCGCCCUUUUCUUUCAUCUAUCUAGUGCUACAAUCUGCAACUUAUCACCAUUCUAGUUAUAUUAUUUCCUCGACAAACUCUGUAACAUUACAAAUGUACAUAUCCUUCAUUGUUAUAAUGAUACACAUAUACAAAACAUGUCCCGUUUUAGGGCGUUCUGUAGGCAGUUAGCGACGACGCCAGUCGGAGCGUGAAACGCCCUAUUGCAUACGUGCUGUCCGUUUCUGGUCACGCUUGUUGCCAUGGUAACCG
Messenger RNA from Zychaea mexicana, 2563 nucleotides. Its product is annotated as glycoside hydrolase superfamily. NCBI's taxonomy places the organism in Eukaryota, Fungi, Mucoromycota, Mucoromycetes, Mucorales, Lichtheimiaceae. The record is from RefSeq and is a predicted model, not a curated record. Bases 202 to 2202 code for a protein of 666 amino acids. The transcript is spliced from 9 exons. Gene Ontology annotation, molecular function: hydrolase activity, hydrolyzing O-glycosyl compounds. Gene Ontology annotation, biological process: carbohydrate metabolic process.